UUCUUGACAAUCGUCAUCUCUAAUAGUACCCGUUUGUGUUGACACAAGGCGUGUCAGCAGACAGGCCCCUGGCCCCACCGACACCUUCCGCCUCGGGCAGCACAGCGUUAACUUGAAGCACCAGCUACUCACACUCCACCGCACGGGCAUUGCGUGAGGACCCGAUAGCGCCUAGUAUAGACCUCCGGGGCUCCGAGUGCGACGCUGCCAGUGACUGUUGUGGACAGCGAGGGCAUCCGAGAAGCCAGGACCUCGCCUUGGGCUGAGGGUCCCCUGCGGCACAUCGCCCGCGUUGUGUUGCCCAGGUCUUAAGAACCUGUACCCAAGGACUCCGGAGGGGCCUCAGCCAGCCAGUCUCUGCAGGAGGUUUGGGAGGUUGCGCGGUGAUGGUCCUGUCCUGGUCGCUCCUGCCGGGGCUUGCCGGUGGCGGCGGUGGCGGCAGCGGUGGUGGCGGUGGUGGCGGCGCCCGCGCGAGCAGCAAGGCCGUGUACGACUUUCGACUGGACGAGCAGGAUUGGGACAAGGUGUGUUGGGGCCGCGUGGACAAGGCCGCUGCGCGCUCGCUGACGCACCAGCUCAGCCGCCGGGCUAAGUGGGCGGCGGUGCUGCGGGCGGCGGCAGGGCCACAGGGCGGCGGCUGGGCUCCGGACUUCACAGCGGACGAAAUGACGCCAGGCCGGCUGCAGGCCCUGGCGCGGGUGAUAGACGCCGAGUUCUUUCAGGGCAGCUUUCACCGCACCCUGGCCCGUCGCUUGGGUCGACCGCUGAUGUACCGGUCAGCGUUCCUGGAGCCCGGGUCAGCACCGGUGGGGGAUGCGGCCAUGUCGGCGGCAGUAGCAGGGCACGCCGCAGAGGUGGCAGUAGCAGGGCACACCGCAGGGGUGGCAGUAGCUCCAUCGCGAGCUGUGGCAGGCGCCCUGGCGGCUGCGGCAGCAGCAACAGCACACCCGGCUCGAUGCGGCUGUUGCAACAGCAGCGGCAACAGCAGUAGCAGCUGCGGCAACAGCAGUAGCAGCGGCAGUAGCAGCAGCCGCGGGUUAGCGGUGCUGCAUCGGGCGGCGGCGGCAGUAGCUGCGCCUGGGGCGCGCGUGCCGGUCACUUCAUUAGCGCUGUCACCGGCGGCCUUCCCAUCGGUAGCACCAACGGCAACGUCGUUAUUAUGGCAGCACUCGUUGCACUUGCACCGGCGGCAGCAGCAGCAGCAGCAGCAGCUGUUUGCGACGGCUGCCGGUGCGGCGGCGGCAGCCUCCGCACCACUGGGCUUUCGUGGCCAGCCCUCAGCAACUUCAGCGGCUCCUGCUGCGGCUGCGGCUGGGGCUGCGGCUGUGGCUGAUCGUGGGUCUCAUCUGCUAUCCUUCUCCCUGCAUUCCACAAGCUCCUCCGCCGCCAGUUCCUCUUCGUCGUCACCCUCCUCCUCCUUGGCCCCUCCUUCCGCUGCGUCUCCGCCCCUCCUCGUCUGCUCCGCACGCGCGCGCAGCAGGCGCCUUCGCUGCGGCCUGCCGCCGCCGCUGGUGCUAGUGCCGCCGCCUGCUUGGGAAGGCAACCGAGGCGGCGGCGGCGGCGGCGGCAGGCGGUGGCAGCUCACGGACAAGGGCCGCAUUCGGGUGCUGUCGCCGGAGCCUUCGGAGCCUCCCGGUGGACCUGGGCAGGUGCAGCAGCUUGGUGCUCAAGAGGUCUGCGGGGCUGGCAUGCGAGGCGGCGGGAGAGGCGGCGGGAGAUGCGGCGGGUUACGGAGAGCAGCUGCUGGGACAGGCGUGGUGGCGGCGGCUGGAGGGGCAGAGGCGGCGGCGGCGGGGCCGGUGGCGGCGGGCGGACCCAGCGCUACCUACUCCCACGGCCAGGGCAGUGUUACCUUCUGGCAACAGGUGUGGGACUCGUACUCGCCGUCUGUCGGGCGGCCGGUGCGGCUUGACGGCGUCGUGUGCGACACCAAGCUGUCCUGGCUGGCCCACACGCUGGGCCACGAGAUGCUGCACGCACUGCUGUUCACCAUGUGCUCCGACACCGCCGCCCAGGCGCCCAAGAACAUGAGCUACCAGGGCCACGGCCACAACUUCCUGGUCCUCAACUGGGCGCUGUACGGACACCGCGGACACGUGUACGAGCCGGCGGCGGGCUGGCGGCCCGCGCCGGCGCCGCCGCUGCGGCUGUGAGUGUGUGAGAGGAAGGCCU
This is a messenger RNA of Chlamydomonas reinhardtii, 2172 nucleotides long. RefSeq lists its product as uncharacterized. NCBI's taxonomy places the organism in Eukaryota, Viridiplantae, Chlorophyta, Chlorophyceae, Chlamydomonadales, Chlamydomonadaceae. Bases 387 to 2153 code for a protein of 588 amino acids. The transcript is spliced from 10 exons. The record is from RefSeq and is a predicted model, not a curated record.